Trichomonas vaginalis G3 is the source of this 468-nucleotide messenger RNA. RefSeq names its product multi antimicrobial extrusion (MatE) family. The transcript has a single exon. Lineage: Eukaryota; Parabasalia; Trichomonadida; Trichomonadidae. The record is from RefSeq and is a predicted model, not a curated record. The coding region runs from base 1 to 468 and encodes 155 amino acids.
AUGCUUUUAUUUGACCCUAUCUUACUAUACUUCACCAAUCUUUCUGUCGCAGGAGCUGCAAUCGCUACGAUUUUGUCAGAUAGCCUCCCUGCAAUCACUUUAUUUGCUUUAUACUUUGCAGGGAAGUUCUCGAUCAAAACGAAGUUCAACCAAUUCUUCAAAAAGUUUUCCCCGCAUACAUUUCCAGCGAUGAGAGUUAGGUUUUCCGCUUUGAUUGCAAAUCUUUCAAUGUCAAUCCCUGGAAUUCUGAUUCAAUGGUUCAUAGGGAGAUCAGCGCAAAGUGACUUCGAGUAUACAUGCGUUCUAAGUGGAAAUACAGUUACUUUCAGAAUUGCGAUGAUCGUGAUCAGUGUAAUCAUAGCAAUAAAUGCAGGAUACCUGCCAUGUGCAUCAUAUGCAUACGCAGCGAAGAACUACAAGCGCUGGAUUCGUUUGACAAUCCACUUGUGUUGGAUUAAUUGCGCGUGA